Messenger RNA from Pseudovirgaria hyperparasitica, 1231 nucleotides. RefSeq names its product S-adenosyl-L-methionine-dependent methyltransferase. The coding region runs from base 11 to 739 and encodes 242 amino acids. The transcript is spliced from 2 exons. The record is from RefSeq and is a predicted model, not a curated record. Gene Ontology annotation, molecular function: O-methyltransferase activity. NCBI's taxonomy places the organism in Eukaryota, Fungi, Ascomycota, Dothideomycetes, Acrospermales, Acrospermaceae.
GUCUAAAACAAUGUCUCGACUGAAGUACCCAAAGUCCUUCUCCCCGACGGUCCGCGACUUACUAGAUAAUCUCCACGCCGCCUCAACAGCCCAGGAAGCCAACUUCGACGCAGACGCAUUCACGUUAGCCCGCGACACAUCCACGCUCCACACCCCAUCCGCCAUCGAAACCGUAGAUGCGUCCAUGCGUGACAAACUCGUCGCUAUAGACAACGACAAAGCCCUCGCCAUCUACAACCUCAUCCUCGCCCGCGGGGCCCGUCGGAUCGUCGAAGUCGGAACCUCCUUCGGCGUAAGCACAAUCUAUCUCGCGCUCGCCGCCAUCGAAUGCGGACACGCCAAGCCGGUGCAUCCCGUGCGCCCAAAAGUCAUAGCGACAGAGAAAGAAAGCAGCAAAGCCGAAGCCGCACGCCGGAACUGGAAAGCCGCGGGCGUGGACGACGUGAUUGACCUGAGAGUCGGCGACUUGCAGGAGACGCUGAGGGACGGGAUUGGAAACGUGGAUUUUGUGCUUCUUGAUAUCUGGCCGUAUCUUGCUAUGCCUGCGCUCGAGCUGCUGCUGCCGCAGCUGAACUAUGGCGCGGUUGUUGUGACGGAUAAUGUCGUCCAUGCGGCAGAGGGGUAUUCGGAUUUGCUGGGGUUCUUGAGAGGUCCCGAGGGUCCGUUUGAGAGUGUGACAUUGCCGUAUCAUGGCGGGAUGGAGUUCAGCGUGUAUAUGCCGAACACGACGGAGCGUUAGAAGGAUGCAGAGAUGCCUGUGGGGGCGGACUAGGAAUUGACAUGUCCUUGUUCUUGAGUAAAGUCAUCAGGCUUGCUCUGGAGCUUGUAGGUUGUCUUUCAAAGCAAUUGCAAUCCGCAUGUCAAUUGUAGUCAUGGCAGAGAGUACCUGGCCGAUAUCUCCCUGAUAGAUCUACUUCCAGAUAUGCGGUAUAUAUCAAGUAUUGCAACGAGGGAAGUAGCACGGAACAGGAUUGGGGGAUCGAUCAUUACAGAAGUAAACACAGUGUAGAACUUGCGGUUUGUAGAUUCACGGGAACGAUCAUCCAACAGUUGACUUGUAUACUCGAGCUGUAGAAGUAUUGUUUUACGACUAAGAUAGCUGUGGAUCAUAUUCUAGGUGUUGAUAAUUUCCGUUUCCUUGUGCUAGGUUGCGCACUCUCGGACGCUGCGUGUUGCAUAGGCUCUGUGCAGAUGCGCCAGCUACCAACCUAAUUACAUGAUCGUUCCCUAG